Molecule: messenger RNA, 1043 nt
Organism: Eucalyptus grandis
Lineage: Eukaryota; Viridiplantae; Streptophyta; Magnoliopsida; Myrtales; Myrtaceae
Product: F-box protein GID2
Exons: 1
Coding region: 225-761 (178 amino acids)
Biological process (GO): regulation of gibberellic acid mediated signaling pathway
Cellular component (GO): SCF ubiquitin ligase complex
Molecular function (GO): protein binding
Source: RefSeq, a predicted model, not a curated record
GCAUUCAUUUCUUCGCUUGUCGUCUUCGAAAGCCAACCUCCUCCCCAUCAUAUCAUGUGCUGCCCCCCCACCUUCAUCUUCCUCCCUUUAACCACCCCUCUUCAUCCAUCGCCACCACCGUCGCCCUCCCCUUCCUGACCUCCUCAAUCUCGACUUCCGCCGGCCGACCGACCCUUGAGCCUCUUCUGGGUCUUCGGUUUCGGAGGCCGGGAGCGAGGCCGAAGAUGAAGCGCCCCCUCGCCGGCGGCGACGACGACGCCGACGCCAAGAUGAAGAAGAAGCUCCGGCCCGACCAGGAGGAGGAGGAGGGCCCCCCCGAGGAGGGCGGCGGCGGCGGUGCGGCCCCGCCGGCCGGGUUCGCCCACCUCGACGAGGACCUGCUGUUCGAGGUGCUCAAGCACGCGGACGCCCGCACGCUGGCGAUGGCGGCCUGCGUCAGCAAGCUCUGGCACCGGACGGCCCAGGACGAGCGGCUCUGGGAGCUGAUCUGCACCCGGCACUGGCCCAACAUCGGCUGCGGCAACCAGCAGCUCAGAUCCGUCGUCCUCGCCCUCGGCGGCUUCAAGCGGCUCCACUCCCUCUACCUGCCCCUCUCCAAGCAGCAGCAGCCCGGCUCGGCCUCGGCCUGGGCGCCGCCGUUGCCGCCGAUGAUGGGGGUGAAGCCGCAGACCAGGUGGGGCAAGGACGAGGUGAAUCUGUUCCUGUCCCUGCUCUCGAUUCGGUGCUACGAGAAGAUGAAUCCCACCAGCAGGGGAAGAUGAUGAAACCUUUUGCAGGAAUCGUAUUAUUGUUCUAAUGAUAAUUAUAACUCUGUACCUUUCUAUUCUAACUCGGGUUAUCGAUUUUCCUCUCUUAUGGGGCUCUUGGGUUUGUUCUUGUCCCUUCUUUUUCCAAUUUAUCACUUGGUUACAUUAGCGUAGGACCUGGGGAUUUCCUUCUGAUUUCUUGUGAAAUAGUAUGUGGGUAUGAUGAUUUUUGUAUUUUCCUUUUUCCUCUGUAAACUUGACUUUGAAUGAAUCAAAUGCUUGUUGACCUCUUCUCAA